Phoenix dactylifera (date palm) is the source of this 961-nucleotide messenger RNA. Lineage: Eukaryota; Viridiplantae; Streptophyta; Magnoliopsida; Arecales; Arecaceae. The record is from RefSeq and is a predicted model, not a curated record.
AGGAACGUGUUAGCAUCGCAUGCCUUCGGUUAUUAGGCUGGGUUUGACAUUAGCCCCUGGGCCUUUUAAACCAACAGAGCCCAAUAAGAGUCCACAAGGGUCCAUUCUUGUAGGGAUGCGAUAUGGACCGUCCGAUCAAAGAGCCUUCCGAUCCGGUGAGAUCGCUCCUUCGUCUCAUAAAUGCCCGCCCUUCCCCAUCGCUAGGGUUUCUCCCGGUCGUCGUCGCAAACCUUCCUCCCAAAAACCCUCGGGCGAUAAUGGUGAAGGGGCGGCAGGGCGAGCGCGUGAGGCUUUACGUUCGCGGCACGAUUCUCGGCUACAAAAGGUCGAAGUCGAACCAGUAUGAGAACACGUCGCUGAUCCAGAUCGAGGGGUUGAACACCAAGGAGGAGGUGGCCUGGUACUGCGGCAAGCGCAUGGCGUACAUCUACAAAGCCAAGACCAAGGCGGACGGGACCCGCUACCGCUGCAUCUGGGGCAAGGUCACCCGCCCCCACGGCAACAGCGGCGUCGUCCGCGCCCAGUUCAAGUCAAACCUCCCACCCAAAUCCAUGGGCGGCAAGGUCAGGGUUUUCAUGUACCCGAGCAAUAUUUGAGGUGGUUAAAAAUAGAGAGCUUGAAGGUUUUCUUCUUAAGCUAGUGUAUCGAUGCGGUGCAAAUAUGACAGAAGGCGGACUUGUAGUUUGGUAACAAUUGAAUUUUGAUGCUUGUUUUUAGUAUGUCAAAUUAUUGAUACUCUAGUUGACUGAACGUAUAUUUGCAGUCUGUUAUUGUGGAAGUGAAACUUAAUUUGCCCAUUAGAAUUAUUUUGUUUUUUUUAUGGGCAUAUUUGGAAAAAUGGCUAUAUAUCAGCUUGUCGCUGCUGAGUGCAUGGAUUGUUUGGGGAGUCAGAUUUGUAGGGUGAGCUUGUGCCCAAACCUUCUUGUAACUUGGGUUCUGUUUGGUAAAGUUUUUGGCAAUA